AUAAUCGUAUAAACAUUAAACAAUAUACUCCUCCCCUCAAUAGGGGUAAAAUAAAAGAAAUUACUCAAUGCUUACAAUACUAUCUUAAUCUUGGUCAGUUUAUAGUUGUAUGUGUAAGUGUGGAUACGUGUGUGAGAACCAAACGGGUUAAGGUAUUUCACAAUUACAUCUUUUAAAAUCUGAAAAAUAUUUACUAACCUUCAGUAGAAAGAAAAAUGUCUAAUAUGAAAAAGAACAAGCCUCCAACUUUAAGACCGGAUGAAGAGGAAGAGCUCCUCAAAGAAGUUUUAUCCAGAGCUAAACAGGGGUUACCUGUCCGACGUCAAGAUGUUAUUGACAAAGUUGUUAAAUUUAUUCAGUCGGAUAAAAGGAAAAAUCCUUUUAGAAAUGGAACACCAGGAGAUAAAUGGUUUUCCCUCUUCAGGAGACGACACAAUAGCCAUUUCAUGGAGUUGGAUCCAUCACAGUUGGAAAAUGUGGAAAAAGUUGGAUUCACCGAGAAGGUGAUGGCCACUGUCCAGUAUAUAAAGGGUCCCGGGGGUGUCUUGCGACGGAACGAUGGCCCAAUGGUGAAAAGGAACCCUGCCGGUCGACCCAGGUUGGUCCCAACUCCUGUACAUGAGUCGCCUCCCCACCAAUCUUCAUCAUCCCCUCUGAGCGACGACAGUCCCCAUGAUUCAACGAUGGAGACUGAUGAUGGUGAUGGCAAAAGCCAGGACAGUCAAUCUGAACCUCCCGACUUCCAGCCAGGUAGCAGACUUGAGGUCAUGGACUUCAAUGAGAAAUGGUAUCCAGUUAAGGUGGUGGAAGUGGAUUACGAUGAGGGGGAGGUGCUGGUGCACUUUGAGAAGUGGUCGGACCGAUACGACGAGUGGGUCCGUAUGGACAGCAAUCGCAUCCGACGACCAACCCUGCCGCAGAUUUCCGCCACCAAGAAGGUGUUUGAGAAGAACGAGAGGGUUAUAGCGGUGUGGGCGUACAAUCACAAGUAUCCAGCUACCGUCAGAGAUGUUCUACCUAACGACAAGUAUGAGGUCCUGUUCUGCGAUGGCUAUGCAAAAAUACUGAGAGGCUGCAAACUGUUUAAGGCCACUGAAGAAGAUCUUAAAAACUGUCAGUUACCACCUCCGAAGAAACCAGCUCCGCCCAUGGGAGCCGAUCCAAUCGACCCUGAUCUGGGUCCGAAGGAGGAGAGAAGACUGAAAAAGCGCAGAAUGGAUGUGUUGGAGGCAUUUCGUCCUCAUAAAAGACAAAAGUCCGAUGGAAACCAGUUAACGCCAGAGUCUUCCCCACAACCCUCUACCUCCACCUUCACGCCCUCUUUGUCACUCAAGUCCAAGGAGACCCCGAAGAUUGUGUUGAAGGGGAGAGGUCGGCCUCCAAACAAGCCAAGAGAGCGUGAGGAAGAGAGGCAAGAUGAAGAUUAUGACGAAGACAGUGGCGGGGAAGGCCCAGCGACUUUGGACACUCCUCGACCAGAAUCUGAAGCCAAGCUGAGGAAGCCGAGAAGGAAAAAAAGACUGUUUGACGAGUCUACCUACAUCUAUCGAGGGCCCAAGCAGCGGCCGGGGAUGGAGGAGGAUCAUGAGCGAUGGAACGUCGAGAUACCGGAAGGAGCUUCCCCCGUUCAGAUAAAGGAUCAGGAAGGAUACUACAGAGAGUCAGUGAUAAUCCCAGACAAAAAGAUGCUCCCCGGCUGGACUAAACACACAAUGCGGCGGAAGAGCGGAGCCAAAUGGGAUGUCUUUCUUGUCAAUCCAAAAGGUCGGAAAUUCCGAUCACGUAAUGAGCUACGCAACUAUUUCGCAGUAGAGCUCAAGCAGCCAUUUCCAGAGGACUCGUUUGACUUCAUGGUCGGACGGAAGCUGGAGAUGAUCCGGACACAAGGAGAUGGGAAGCGGAAACUUGACUCUUCUGGAGUAGACGGGGAGGGUCAAACUCAGGGAGAGAAGAAGUCCGGAGAUUCCACCCCAGAUUAUAGGAGGAUCAGGACUCUACUACCCAAGGGUCGGCUGUUGGAGGGGGAGGAGGGCAAGUCGGAUCAGUCUCCUGGUUCUCCUGCUACUCCCACCCUCACUUCCCCUCCAUUCCCCCUCACAGAAUUGAGGACUCCAGAUGGUGGAUUUACAUGCUGUGGCAAAAAUUUCCGUAAAGAAAACCUCUUUCAGAUGCACAUGAAGCAUUAUCAUCCUGAGUAUAGCACAUUGUUUGGCUCCACACCGAAUGUGGCAGAUCUCGCUUACGCACGCACUGUGGGUGAGCCACUGGAGGACUCCCGUGCAGAGGCCAUGGCACCACGCAACACAUUGCUGGAGCGUGUUACGCGGUACGAGGCCGAACGGAAAGCCUCAGAGACUGCGACAGCGUCAGCGUCUUCUGGGGGGAAGAUAUUGCCAAGUAAGGAGCCUGCUCCAGUCGCACCUCCAGUGACAGAAGAACCUGUGACAACACCUCUCUUGGAGAAAACUGAAGACACACCUGCAGCACCCUCUGUUGUGGAGGAGGCUGUUGUGGACAACCCAAUUGCUGCAGAAGAAAAGGAAAGCAGUGGAAACGAAAUUGUGGAAGAAGUUGCUGCAUCUGCUGAAAUUUUGGCACCACAGCCCCCACCAGUGGAAGAGCAAGUGAAACCCACAGUAGAGGUGAAGGAAGACUCAGAAAUCCCUGCCCCUGAGGAAGCCUCCCCAGCUCCCCCUUCCACCGCACCCUCUCCAGUCACCACGACACACUCUGUCCCCGUUAUAAGACCUGUUUCCAAGCAGACAGCACUGGUCCCAAAGACAACCGCUUCAACUGAGCCUGCAUCCCAAGUACCUCCCACUUCCACACAAAAGAGUCAUCCAACCCCCACAGUCAGGACCCCAAUUACCAUCACCAAAUACGUGCCCCCUGGACAGAAACCUGCUGUGUCAUCACUGACCAAGCUGACAAUAUCCAUGACAGCCCAAACCUCUGACAAGGAGGUUAAACCGACCAUCAAGACUCUGUUGCCGAUGCGACCACCUCCACAGGAAGCUAAGGAGGCACAAGAAGCUCCAAAGCUCAAAGAAGUCACAGUCAAAGAAGAAUCAGAGGAAGAAGCACCAGUUAGGAUAAAACCGCGGAAACGCACAGUCUCGGAACCUUUCCCCAAGAAACCCAAACUUGUCAAACAUCCCACAGGUUCAUUAGAGGAGGAGCCAGCACUAGAUGAGGAGGUGCAACCCUCCCACACAGUUGUUAACCCAAGCUACAGGUUUUCCCGCAACCGCUCCCAGGUGCCGCGGGUCUCACUCGAGAAACUAGUCAUCACUCCUGAUAGCAACGGCCGGGUUGUCUUAGGAAAUGGUCACUCAGAGGAUAAAAUCACUAAUACUGCAGGUAGACGACAGUUUAAGAAUUUUAAGGCUGCCAAUAAAAUUAGUAAGAGGCCUAAAGGAGAGAGCACAGUGAGCAGUGAGCCUUUGCCAGACAAUGAGGCACAGGAUGCGGUGUACGAGAACCUGCGCAAGGAGGAGAUAAUCAACUGCACUUGUGGCUACAUGGAAGAAGAUGGUCUAAUGAUUCAGUGUGAUCUUUGCCUCUGCUGGCAACACGGCCUGUGCAACGACAUCGACAAGGAGUCGGACGUGCCAGAGAAGUAUGUCUGUCACAUCUGUCUGAACCCGGCCAGAGAACGUCCAUCUACGAGGUUCCUGCACAACCAGGACUGGCUCAAGGAGGGGAAACUGCCCAGUCUAUCCAUCUGUCAGAAGAACAAAGAUGGAGAGGUUCAACGCGAGACGAUGCUGAAGAAAUCACAUGACCUGGUCGCCUCUUUGUUGGAGCUACAGACCGUCAUACGAAGCCUUAGAGUCAAGACGCAUAUUGCUACAAAACCUGACCAUCCAAAACUGUACCUGUGGGCUAAUAGUUGGAAAAAUGAAAACGCAGAAGUUAGAACUGGAAACGAAGAGGAUAAUUGCAAACAAGAGGUAAGCGGACCACAGCCUGAAGCAGCCAUAGAUGAGACGGAAUGUCGUCUGAGGCUCCUAGAACACGUAGAGGACUACCAACACCAGGUAGAUGACAGGCUCACAUCCAUCCAGGCGCAAAUAGCAGCGCUGGAGUCAGAAGAUCCUGACCUGGCAAGUGACGAGGCAUCGGACCACUGCCCCGCCACCAAGCAGACGGUACAGAUGAUCCUGCAUGAUCUUUGUACUGUACGGCGGGUAGCGACACUCAACUGACACUGGCCUCAAAUUAGAUCAACUCUAGUGUCAUUAUUUAGACUGUGAACACAUAAUAUAUAGAGAUUUUCAUAAAGACCAACAAACCAGUGGGUAAUUUUUACCAAAUUCAGUAUCUUUUUUAUCCUCUGAAGUUUAGAAAAGUUCUUUUUAAAGAUACCAUUUAGAGUUAAUGAGAAUAACACAUGUUUAUGUAAAUACACACACUUUAAGAAGCACAAGAUGCAAGCAAAAAGGUGUAUUUGAAAAUUGUCAAACACAUUUUUGAAGUAUUGGUCAAUAAACCGGUUGCUGAAUAAAGAAGGGUAAAAAUUAAGAGGAAAUGGGUACCAGUGUUGUCACCUUUAGGGAAUGUUUAAAAUAAUUCGUAUAGGGUGUUUUAGAAACUCUGUUAUCUACUUUCCACUUACUUCUUUCUCAACCUGAUACGAGGCAGUGGCCAUAAAAUGUUUGAGAGCUAUUAUCAUGUGUAUAUCAGAAAUAAUGUUUUUCUAUAAAAUGAUUUUUUUACAUCAAUAGUUAAGCUUCCCAUUCACAUUGUUUUUAUGUAGUUAAAUAUGUAAAUAAUUGCAUCCAAAUUGUUUUUCUAAAAUUUAGUUCAGAUAUGUGAAACUAAAAUUGUGUCAAUGAGUAAAACUUUGAUUUGUAUUAUAAAUACAAUGCCUUAUUUGUGUGUUUUAAAAGUGAUUGUACUGUGAUUCUUGACAUUUGCAUUGAACUUAUAAAUGUAGAAUGCCGAAGCUUCUUGUCAUAUUACUGUAACUAUUUACAGAAUUGUGAUUAAAUUUUAAUGAACUAAG
Molecule: messenger RNA, 5008 nt
Organism: Homalodisca vitripennis (glassy-winged sharpshooter)
Lineage: Eukaryota; Metazoa; Arthropoda; Insecta; Hemiptera; Cicadellidae
Product: PHD finger protein 20-like protein 1
Exons: 25
Coding region: 216-4208 (1330 amino acids)
Biological process (GO): regulation of transcription by RNA polymerase II
Cellular component (GO): NSL complex; nucleus
Molecular function (GO): DNA binding
Source: RefSeq, a predicted model, not a curated record